CUCGACGCCUCGUUCUGGUGAUUACUAACUAUACUUCCUGCUAUUUCUACGCAGUGUCUACAAGCGUCAACAUGUCGAUGUCUGGAAUUUCUCUGGCUCCAGAGGUGAAAGCCGCUUUUCUUGAAAUGAAACAGAAUAAAAGUUAUGGUUACAUAAUCAUCAAACUUGAUAAAAAGCAAAAGGUCAUGGAACUUUUUCGUACAGGCCCUAAAAAUGCAGGAGCAAAAAGUCGAGAUGAUGCAGAAGGUAACUUUCUAGAAAUGAUUAGCGUUUUACAAAGCGAAGAAGAGAAAGACGAGGAGAAGAAUGUUUGGUCAAAUCCUUGUUUUGUGGUUUAUGAUUUCCCUUUGAUGACACAGACAACACAAAAUAUUAACAGGCUGGUAUUGAUUAGCAAGAUUUUUGAUUCAUCACCAUUGAGGUUGAAGAUGAUCUAUGCAGCAACCAUGGAAUCUGUCAGAUCACAAUUAGAUAUACAGCAUAAGGUCAAUGUUAAUGAUGCGAGUGACAUGAGCUUUGAUUUCAUUGAACAGGAACUUAAGUCAAAAAAAGUGUAAAAUUAAUGAAAAAGCAAGUCUGCAACAAAAGCAUAUCAUUUGAUUACUAAAGGAAAACCAAUUCAUCCAAACAGAACAGGAAAGAUGUAACUGUAGAAUUACAUGUACUAGAGAUUUGAAUAGUCAUAGUCUUUUGUCUUUUCUGUGAAAACAGACUGUUUAUCGGGGAGAGGGGAGGCAUGUAUUUUUCUGCUCUCAUUCUAACAAAUCCAUUUCUUCAGGAUUUUGUUAUCAGAGUGGAGAUCAACUUCUAACAAGCUAAUGUUUCAGAGUUCUAAGGUCAAGGUCACAGUUAUAAAGAAAUGUGUCAACAUUCAUUCAUCAUUAUGCCUUGAAUCUGAUGCUAUGAUUGCCAGUCACAUCAUCCAUUAUCAUAUUCUGAUUAGUGACUGGCCAGUUUAUUGACUUUGAAAUCCAAAACGGGGCUCAUACUGCCUAUGAAAAGUCACACACUCAAGACAAUGCUGCUUAUUCAGAAACUGUCAGACCUUGUCCCUUUUGAUCUAAUGGAGUUACUUUACUCAUUCACACUAUGUUGAUAAGAUGGAAUAGAACUGACCAUGGCUUUUUAUAGAAACUGGAGUCUGGUCUUCACUUCACAACAUUGACCUAUAGGGGGCUUUACAUUACUGUUGUAUACUCAGCAUAAUGGAUUAUGAUCAAAUCACAAAGAUGUUUUAGUGUGUAAGAGGUGAAAGGUCGUAUAAAGUGCUUAACAUUUUUAACAUACUAUCAAAGAUAACAGUGAAUUUUUAUUGUAAAUUUUGUUUUUGAUACCAAUUUUACAACACAUCAUUAAGACGUCAUUGCAUGUUCAAAUUGUAUGAAAUAAAGUGUAGCCAUCUG
This is a messenger RNA of Ylistrum balloti, 1403 nucleotides long. RefSeq lists its product as uncharacterized. Gene Ontology annotation, biological process: actin filament depolymerization. Lineage: Eukaryota; Metazoa; Mollusca; Bivalvia; Pectinida; Pectinidae. The record is from RefSeq and is a predicted model, not a curated record. Bases 72 to 557 code for a protein of 161 amino acids. Gene Ontology annotation, molecular function: actin filament binding. The transcript has 4 exons. Gene Ontology annotation, cellular component: actin cytoskeleton; cytoplasm.